Actinia tenebrosa (Australian red waratah sea anemone) is the source of this 1301-nucleotide messenger RNA. RefSeq lists its product as uncharacterized. Lineage: Eukaryota; Metazoa; Cnidaria; Anthozoa; Actiniaria; Actiniidae. Gene Ontology annotation, molecular function: oligosaccharide binding. The record is from RefSeq and is a predicted model, not a curated record.
UUUAUUUUAUUUUUUAUUUCAUUUAUUAUUUUAAUUUUAAUAUGGGUCUGGUGGCUAAAUCAUUGAGAACAUUUUUCGCUCAGUAUCUUAGAGCAAAAUAUGCUUUGUUAGGGGCAAGCAAGCAAGCAGGUUUUUGCCAAAGCCGAAUGAUAAAAAAAUUAUCAUGUCAAGUUCGCACGAUACCAGGGAUUGGCUGAAGGCUUUUAGCCAAUCAGAAGUGUGAUAGGGAAUAAAAUUUAUAAUGAUAUUGUCCAAUGGAAAUACUGAAUUUGUUUCCCGAUUGACAAGCAGCUGUUGGACGGAAUUUCAAUUUUUGAGAAGUUUUUGAUUAUCAUCGUCCUUCCAUAGUUACUGCAUCACAAAACUAUACAGGCUUUUUUGUUGUUGAAAGAUGCCCAAAAUGAAACAAGCUUUUUUCCUCUUCAUUUGUUCUUUUCUUUUUACCAAAAGUGUGGCAUUUGUUCGGCAACAGCAGUUUAAAAGAGGACUUCUUCAAUUAGAGAAAGGGAAAGUACUUACUGGUCACGUGAUAUCAAGCCAUCACGUGGUAUCACCAGUUGAUUGUAGUUUUCUAUGUACAAGCAAUGCCCAGUGUUUGUCGUACAACUACAAACCAAAAGGGGCUGAUGACAAGGAUGUCUGUGAGCUGAACAACGCUACCAGAAAAUCCGACCCAGGAUCUUAUCAGGACAAUGCUCUGUACAUCCACUACUAUGAUGCACAAACAGAGGAUGCCAAGUCUUGUCUUGAUUACCUUCGGAGUGGACUGACUCAGAACGGCAUCUAUGACAUCACAAACAGGAGUGGGGGUACAUACAAAGUCUGGUGUGAUCUCAGCUCAGAGCCUGGAUCUGCAUGGACUCUUAUCCUCUCGUAUGCCCACAAGAACAGACACAACGAGGGAUUCUGUUCGGUUUCUUUUACCAAAGACAAAGUAAGGCAGAAUAAUAAUCCAAACUGGGAAAACUAUCGUUUAGGUUUUGGUCGGAUGAAAUCCAUUUCAGACCAAUCAACACAUGUCAGAGUGACGUCAAGUUUUCCUGUUCAUGGUGUCGAUUAUCGAGACUACUUGAGAGCCAAGAUUUCAAGUGUAGACAUCUUGAGUUUUACUGGGGCUAAAGUCUGUAAGACUGUAGAAUACAUUGACAUCCGAGGUAUCAAGGGAAAAGAUAUCACAGUGCCAUUCUGGCAAAAUGAUGUGUUUUUUUUCCACACCGACAGUUCUGGGAGACAUUGCCAGUAUGAUGCCACCAGUGGAUCAGUAAACAGUGAAAAUAAUUUUGGCACAACGUGCCUUGAAU